This is a messenger RNA of Lachancea sp. 'fantastica', 1680 nucleotides long. The record is from the annotation of a GenBank genome assembly. Lineage: Eukaryota; Fungi; Ascomycota; Saccharomycetes; Saccharomycetales; Saccharomycetaceae.
AUGACGGAAAGUAGUGUUGCUCUGAUGCCACCAACAGCUGGAAACGUGCCUGAUUCCGCAGCCCAAUCUACCCUAAAGCCCAAUGGGGGCCCUGUUUGCAAAAACUGUCACACGCUGACAACGCCGCUUUGGCGUAGAAGUGAGCACGGUGCGGUUCUUUGUAACGCAUGCGGGCUGUUUCUCAAACUGCACGGUCGUCCUCGACCCAUCAGUCUCAAAACAGACGUGAUCAAGUCCAGAAAUCGUAAAAGUGCGCAUUCGGCUACCAACUCGACACCAACUAUGCUGCAUCAAUCGCCAGCUGAUAUACGCAAAAAAGAGACCAAAAAGCGUAAGGUUCAUGAUCCUCGCGAGAUAAACGCGGCAGAAACGCUGGAGACUAUUCUGCAGUUUGAAAAGAGGUCUCGCCAGAUGCCUAAAUUGCCAGAAUCACAGCCAGGCGACAGUACGCCGAACCACGGAGGCCCCGCAGCCGUCGGAAACAUGCAUGUCUGGCGCAAAAUAAUACCCGCAAAUCAAGCACUGUCUCCUUCACAACUUGGAGCAGCUGUUCCUCCGCCAAAGACGUCUACUCCAUCACAGGCCAGUGGGCCCUUGCCACAUUUAUCGAUUCUGCUGGAGUCCGUGAAAAGCGCUGAUGAUAAAUCUCAAUCACUGGCGCAGAAAAUACAGGAAAUACCGGCUUCGUCUCUAGACCCUGAGAUUUUGAAACACCAUAUGCAGGAGCAGCGGGGUCUGUCGUCGCCACCGCCGCAGCCGCAGCCGCAACCGCAGGUUUUGACUUCACCAAAGAAUUCUGGUAACGGCGGCAAACCUUCGCUAUCCAACAGGCCUUCUGGGGCUGUUUUACCAUCGGACUUGAGUCGUCCUCUUCCACCAACCGCUUUAGAGUGGCAAUUCGAAGAGCACGAUCGACAAGCGCUAGAUGGUGGUUAUCAGAACAUCGCGACACAGCGAGUCAACCCAAGUAGAUUGGCAGGUGAGGGCAAUCAAGUUCCACAGAUGCACAUGGCUUCAAUCAACGAGAUUCUGAAUAACCAAAAGCCCAAAAACGAGUCGCCAGGCCCUUACACUAACCCAUUGGACGCUAGAAGACCAGGCAGCAGCAACGCAUCAAGAGCACAGUCACCUGGUGCACAUAAUUUAUCUUUCAAUGGCCCUGUAUCCCAGGUGUUGCGUCAAGGUAACUCAGAAGAAAGGAACGCAUCCCAGCUUCAAUCGGGUUCUCAAACGUCUAAUUCACCUCCACCUAUUGACUCGCAGACAAGCUUCGCCAUGGGUGUUUCUACUAGCGCAGGCAGCCAUGCCAAUUUGAAAGCGAGAACCUCUAAUGAAUAUGAUGCCGAGCAACAACGCCAGCGUCUCGAACAUGAGGGCGCUCGCAUUAAUCAACACCGCGAAGAUGCAGGGAAAGUACAACAGCGCAAUGGUAUCGGACACAGCGUCAACGCGGAUAUGCAUAUCAGCUCGUCGCGUGGAAGCCGACAAAACUCCGAUGAGGCAGCAAUUCCCUCAAGCGCUUCUCUUAUUAGUCUGCUGCAAGGUCAGGAAGAGGUGAUUAAGCUUAAGACACGAAUUAGUGAACUCGAACUGGUCACUGAUUUGUACAAGAGGCACAUUUUAGAGCUCGAUGCCAAGUGUCGAGGCUUUGAGGAAAGACUGGAAGAUUGUGAGAAAUGA